AUGAAUAUUGAUAUUGAUCAGUUAGAUAUCCCAGAAGAAGAAUAUGCGCUUGAUGAUGGUAAUGUUGAUAAGAUAUCAUUACAGCAGAUUGAAUCACUUUUGUCCAACUUGUUUAUUGUGGGUGAGGUGGGUGGGGAUGGCGAUGGCGAUGGGGAGAGUUACAGGAUCAAUGAUACCAAUUUCUCACUACUAAUGAAUUUUCUACCAAAGGUGUUUGUGAAAGCACUACGGUUGAUUGAAUUUGAUUUGAUGAAUGUUGUGAUCUACAAUAAGGAUUUACCAGAAGCCAGCGGUGAUGAUGAUGGUGAUGAUCUAGCGGGGUUUGGAUGGAUCAAUGAUGAAGGGACAUAUGUGGCGAUGCCCAAUUUCAUGGAUCGGAUUGAGAAACUAGAGCAGCGAUUGGAUAUUCUUAGAUUAAAGUAUCCGUCGUUCGAGGAGAUUAUGGAACAGCAGUUCGUGGUGAUAUUCAAGGAUGUAAGGUAUCAAUCGCAGGAUAAUGAUUCGGACGAUGAGUUUAUCCGUGAUUACAACACCCAAAAGACGAUUUACCAUAGAAAAGAAGAGAUGGUGGAGUUCCAGGGCUCGGGGUUGAAUAAAUGGAAUUUAGAAAUCGAGAAGCGGUUGGGGAUGGCGGUGAAUUGUAUCAGUGAUGAGGAUGAGUAUCAAGGAGUUUAUAAAGGAGAAGAAGCCUUCACCACCACCGAUAGUGCAGCACCAACCAUCACCAUCACCAUCGGCGGCAGUGGUGUGCGAGCACCUUGUGGCGUGUGCGGUGGUGCUGCUGCUGCUGCUGCUGCUGCUGCUGCUGUUGCUGCGGAGUGGCUGGUGGGGGGUCCUGCUGCAAGUGCGGGUGACCGAGGUGGGCAUCAGGGGGUGGUUUGGUGUGCGGAUGCUGGCUGCUGGCUGCUGACUGACUGA
Molecule: messenger RNA, 918 nt
Organism: Saccharomycopsis crataegensis
Lineage: Eukaryota; Fungi; Ascomycota; Saccharomycetes; Ascoideales; Saccharomycopsidaceae
Exons: 2
Coding region: 1-918 (305 amino acids)
Source: RefSeq, a predicted model, not a curated record